GAAGCGCUCGCUUUGUUAAGGUGGAUUACAAAAAGUGAACAUCCUUCAGAACUGACCGGGUCCGCCUUCGCUCAUUUCACUUGACGGAUUAUCUCAGAACCAUGAAUGUGUCGCCCCCAGAACGCAGGAAAAACAUGCGAGAACUGGCUCUGGAGAUUGGCAUCCGAGUUCUGCUUUUCGGAGUUUUUGUAUUUACAGAAUUCCUGGAGCCCUUUGAGAGAGUGAUUCAACCGGAGGAGCUUUGGCUCUAUAAGAAUCCUCUAGUUGAGUCAGACCACAUUCCCAAGAGGGUCAUGUUCGCAAUUUCAUUCCUUACCCCACUGGCGGUGAUAUUUGUGGUGAAGAUAAUUCAGAGGACGGACAAGACAGAGAUCAAAGAGGCAUGUUUAGCGGUAUCCCUGGCUCUCGCCUUGAAUGGAGUCUUCACAAAUACUAUCAAGUUGAUUGUUGGCAGACCCAGGCCCGAUUAUUUCCAGCGUUGUUUUCCAGAUGGACAAGUGAAUGCGAAGAUGCUGUGCACUGGAGAGCCAGAUCUGGUCUCCGAGGGACGCAAGAGCUUCCCCAGCAGCCAUUCCUCCUUCGCUUUCUCUGGUCUUGGUUUUACCUCCUUUUACCUGGCGGGGAAGCUGCAGUGUUUUACGGAUCAGGGUCGGGGGCGUAGCUGGCGUCUCUGUGCCAUGGUGCUGCCCCUCUACAGUGCUAUGAUGAUUGCACUGUCCCGUACCUGCGACUACAAACACCACUGGCAAGACGCCUUUGUUGGAGGAGUGAUUGGGUUACUGUUUGCGUAUAUCUGCUACCGCCAGCACUACCCACCCUUUCUGCAUACGGACUGCCACCUGCCUUAUGCCAGCCUGGCUGCUGCCGCCCACGCGCCCUCACAUCCCCAGGACGACCCGCAGCCCACUGACAAUGCCACCACCCUUCCCCUGGAAGGCUUGACUGAAGGGCCAGUAUGACUAGUGGCCACCACCGAGACUCCCCCCAACACCCUCACCAAGCCACCAAGCUCACCUCCCCAUUCCCAGUGACUGACUGGCUCUUGUAUACAUUCCAAUGGACAGUAAUACACCUUACCCAUCUCCAUUUUGUCUCGGUGACGCCUACAUUUUCUUGUUUGUUCAUUUUGUUUUUAUAUCUGGUUCUUGCUCAGCAGCCGUGAAAGUCUAUAUUUAGAUGUGAUGUAUGAGAGGAACCUAUGAAUAUGGGACAUCACCACUGAGAGGGGAAGAGGCAAAAACAUGCUGAAAACCUGAGGAAACAGGUCUUACUAAUGGCUGUGGAGGAAAAUUCAAAUAUUGCCAGUUUUUUCUUAAUGGGGAAUGUGGUUGGCAGAUUGCUUGAUGCUGGAGUGUUUUUAAUGUUUGGUUGUUAAAUGAUUUGGACAGAAAGUUGACAGAAACCCAGAGAAAUCCCUUGAAAUGUCACAGCAAUCAAAUCGUAAAAUCAUACCGAUUAAGCUAUUAAUGAUAUAUGUCACAGAUAAAUAAUGGAUUCAGUAGCAGCCAGUGCCAGAACCGUGAUAUUCUGCUUUUUAAAUUUAGACAUUUAGGCUGAGGACACCAACGUUUUGGUCUUAAACUCAAGGACUACUCUGGAUUCACAUAUCCUCUGCUUUUAAUAAUUUUUGGUUGUCCAUGGCAACAUAAUGAUAAAUAUAGAACCAAUACCCACUUGGAGAGAGGCGCUGGUCCAUGUCAAGCCAACCUGACUCUUACUCUCCUCAAUUCCCCCAUUUUUUAUUAUUCCAUUCCUUCCCAUUCUCUUGGGCUUAUUUAGUUUUCCAGUGCAAUCCUACAUAUCGCCCCUCCCCUGUUCCUCUUCCUCCCCCCUUCACCAUCUAACUUUAUUUUUCAGAAGCCCACCAUUUAACACAUGUUCCCAGAGGUUGCACAGGGACAUAGAGCCAAAUUGUAGCUCAAUGAGUGCAAUCAAUAACAGGCAGGUGGAAAUACCGUGGUGGAAGUGUGUCUGGGAAGGCACAAACUCCAAUCUGAUCCUGCAUUAAUCCUCAUUAAGUGAGGUCAGCCACAGCUGCACAUGAGGACAUUAGGACUAUAUGAGGUGCCCCAAGGACUGCCCAAGCAUUGCAAAUGGCUUUCAGUCUGUAGACUGUAGCCACACAAAUAGACAAUCUAGCAUUCAGGAGACGACAGACCUGAACCCGAGACAGUUUUAAUGUAUUAUUCAUACAUUAAUGUUCCAUUAUUUAUUAAUAUUUUGCGCCUUAAUUUAGGGAAAGCGUGUUGAAAUGAAGCAGACACCAAAGAUUUGUAGCUUUUUCUGCUUGGGUUGUAUGUGCCCUGUUAUGCUUUAUUAACGGAGAUGACACAUAGCCAGAUGACUGGUUCCCUUUCAUCGACAAAGCAAUUUGUAACCUCUUACAAGUUUCGUUAGAAAAUGAUGGAUCAUUUUGUUGCCUUGGUUACUGUGUCUUUUUUGCCAUUGCUGUGACAUUAAUGGGAAGGUAGAAUCUCAGUUUACCUCCGAACCCACCAUGCUACUAGGAGGGCAAAGAAUAUACAUUUGCACUGAAAAGCGAGGGCGAAAAACAGGAGACUCACAUAAAAACAACUUGAUUUCAAAUGAGUAGAAAGCCUAAUGUAGAAAGGUUAUUUUGUAAUUUUAUUAUCUUACCAGGAUGUUAUUCAAGCCUAUUUUUUUACAUUUGUCUGUCUCCACUGUCAACAGACCCGACAUGUUUUUGUAGACAGCCUCAGUUGAGACAGCCGUAACUUCAGCUGCUGUUUGCAUAAUUCUGGGCACAAUUUGGCUCGCGGCACAGUAAUAGACAGGGGAAGCUUCACUCUGUUCAAAAUUCUUUUAAACAUCAUUCACUCAAAUCAGCUUCAAUUAAGCCUCUAUCACUAAUGCAGCCCAUCGGCAGCUUCUUAAAACUAUGUGUGUGUCUGUGUGCAGGUUUUGACAGGGCCUAUCCCACGCCGAUGCAAUACAAAAUUAAACUUUCCUGGCGUCUUCACCAGAAGGAAUCGGUGCUCGGCUCUGCACAUCAGACUCUGUGACGGGACUUGACGAGACUCUGAGAGUCGACGGAGAAACUUGUAACCUGCUUGAGACUUUCAGCACAGGCCUGGAGAUCUGUGAAUGUGAAGAUUUUGACAUCUUGAGGCAGAUUUGGGAUGAAUUGAUUGUGACACAGAUGCGUUAUGUUAUAUAGACCUGCAUUUGCCUGACUUGACAGCCUGAUGUUUGAACUUUGUCAUUUAGUUUUCUCCUAUUCAAUGGUACAGUGUAUAUUGGAAAAAAAAAAAAGUUCAGAAGUCACGUCUGUGGGAGUAUUUUUCUGUCAUCAACAUUUAAGAUUUAAGUUCUCCACCUUUAAGUCAUUCCAUGAUUUGUUUUGAUUUGGUGCUAUAGAUACUUUUGUAGCAGUAGGUGUUACUUUUUUCAAACAGUGGAUGUGUCACUUUGAGAUGAAACUUCAAUAAUUUUCUACAGAGAAAGAAAAAAUGAUUAUAAUACAUGUUUCUUUUUUCAAAGCAGAUUGUAAAGGGCAACAUAUGCUUGUUACUCUGUGAUACUUUUUUUCAGUCAUUUCACCAUCCCAGGGACUGAAGGGAUAAAAGUAACUAAAAAUAUUAAAGAAUAAUGAAAUUAUUAUCGAUUAUAAUGAAUAGAUGUCUGAAGAAAAAAAAAAGAGUGUAAGACUUAAGAAUCUUUGUUCAUGGCAUGCCAGUUCCAUUUGUGAGAAAAGACUGUUUUCUAUGAAUAAGCAUGUCUGGCUGUGAGAACUCUUUGAGCUGUGUUUUGCUGUUUAUAUAGGCUAUUUUAUGUACAAUGAAAGACUGCCGCUGUGUGAAAUUUGUCCACGAAGAAAACAAAGGAGCCUACAGUAACGUGUCUUGUCAUAGUGGGAUUGUUGGAGCUCUGGGCCACUCCACUUGAAUUCAACUUUGGAGAGUAAUCACGGUUUAAGGAUGUUUAUAUUAAAAUCAAAACAAUAAUCAGAACAUAUGUAUUAUUCCCUAUUAUAUGCAAAUGAGCAAUCCCACAUUAUGCAGCAGCAGGCAUUUGAAUGAGCUAAACCCCAAGUUUAGUUAAAUUAAUUUACGCUUCGACAGACCUGCUGUCAGAUUGCACAGUGUUACUGAGACAGUGUGAACUCUGUUCUAAGUGUGUGUUGUGCUUCUCUGCAUCAGUUGUGUUGCA
Thunnus maccoyii (southern bluefin tuna) is the source of this 4170-nucleotide messenger RNA. It is a transcript of the gene plpp4, whose product is annotated as phospholipid phosphatase 4. The record is from RefSeq and is a predicted model, not a curated record. Gene Ontology annotation, molecular function: phosphatidate phosphatase activity. The transcript has 7 exons. Bases 102 to 959 code for a protein of 285 amino acids. Gene Ontology annotation, biological process: phospholipid metabolic process. Lineage: Eukaryota; Metazoa; Chordata; Actinopteri; Scombriformes; Scombridae.